AUGCCUUUAGUCCCCAAGUCCUCAUAUUACGAUAAGAACUACAAACAGUCUGCCGCUCUCAUCCGAGCUCGAAGACCAUAUCUUGUAAAGAAUGCUUUGACAGGCGCUGGCAUUUUCGCAUUCGCUCUUGGAGUUUUUGCUUUCACUAUUCGAGCAGUAUCUCAAGACGAAUUUGAAGAUGUCAAAGUACCAGCCGCACCAACCAAACGAGAUUCUUGA
Molecule: messenger RNA, 219 nt
Organism: Sclerotinia sclerotiorum 1980 UF-70
Lineage: Eukaryota; Fungi; Ascomycota; Leotiomycetes; Helotiales; Sclerotiniaceae
Exons: 3
Coding region: 1-219 (72 amino acids)
Biological process (GO): mitochondrial respiratory chain complex IV assembly
Cellular component (GO): mitochondrial inner membrane
Source: RefSeq, a predicted model, not a curated record